Calliphora vicina (urban bluebottle blowfly) is the source of this 1613-nucleotide messenger RNA. Its product is annotated as transcription factor Ouib-like. Gene Ontology annotation, cellular component: nucleus. Gene Ontology annotation, biological process: regulation of transcription by RNA polymerase II. NCBI's taxonomy places the organism in Eukaryota, Metazoa, Arthropoda, Insecta, Diptera, Calliphoridae. Gene Ontology annotation, molecular function: DNA-binding transcription factor activity, RNA polymerase II-specific; RNA polymerase II cis-regulatory region sequence-specific DNA binding; zinc ion binding. The record is from RefSeq and is a predicted model, not a curated record. Bases 85 to 1368 code for a protein of 427 amino acids. The transcript has 4 exons.
UGGCUGAGAAUUGUUUAUUGUUUGUGUUCACAAAAAUUUAUAUUUUAAUAUUAUUGGUAUUUAAAAGCUUCGAUACUCCGAACGAUGUGUGAAAACUUAUGUAGAAUAUGUGCUAAAAAUGUCAAUGAAAAGGGCGCUAUUAAACUGUUCGACAAUCAAAACAAAAAAUUAUUAUUGUAUCUUAAAGAACUUACAGGCUUAAGGCUUAAAAAUAGUUUGGGUUUCCCCAAGCUAAUGUGUUGCGAUUGCAAAAAGGAUUUAAUCAGUGCGUACAAAUUCCGAGAUGAUUUCCUUAAAGUGCAGGCGUCUUAUAAAUUACAGAACUCAAAAGGAAAUAAAAAACAAAAUAGUAAUGGGUUAGUGGAAGCAACCGAAUUUGUACAGGUGUUUGUUGUUAAGGAAGAGAAGAAUAUAACAGUAGGCAACCAAGAAGAAAUCUAUGAAACAGAUGAAGAAAAAGAAAUAAAUAUACAAUCGCAAGAUUUUAUUAAAAAGGAAAGCCUUACCUUUGUUAAAGCAAGUGGGGACGAAGUCAAUGCAUUGGAAUUACAACCUAAUGAAGAAAAUACGCUGGAAGAUACGAAAAUUUGUAUAGAAGAAGUAAUUUGCGAUAAAACAGAUGAUGAUUUUGAUACGACGACGCCGUUAAGUGAUGAAGCUUUGGAUGUUCAGUAUAGUGACGAGGACUACAAUUCAGAAACUAAAAUAAUUGUAUCAAAGAAGUCAAAGUCAAAUCGAAAAAGCAAGAAGGUAGAAGAUGGUCAUCCGACUGAAAGAGGUAAUAUCAAAAUAAAAAGGGAAAUUACGAAAUCGAGGAAAAAACGUAAAGAUGCUGAGGAACAUCCUAAUAUGUUCAUAUGCGAUCAAUGUGGUAAUCAUUUUACGUGUCGCCAUCAUUUUAAAUUACAUUUAAGAAGACAUUCUGGUGAUAAGCGAUGUGCAUGCGAACUUUGUCCAGACAAAUUUUUCACAAGUUCAGAGCUAAGAAGGCAUAUGAGAAGGCAUACGGGUGAAAGGCCGUUCGCAUGCAAAUACUGUGAUCGGAGAUUUACUGACUAUAGUACACGAAUAAAACACGAAAGAACGCAUACGAAUGAAAGACCAUUUAUGUGCUCUCAAUGUGGUAAAUCGUUCACCACUUCAUACAUUCUUAAAAAUCACAUGUUAACACAUACAGGUGAAAGGCAUUUUAAGUGCAAUGUAUGUAAUAGAUCUUUCACCAGGAGAACGCACCUGGUCGUGCAUUUUCGGUCUAUAAUGCAUAAGCAAGCUGUUGAAAAAGAUAAACGUCCCAUUUCACAAGAAGAAUUGCCUCAACCACAUAGCUUGGUACCACAAUCAACGCAUAUUCCAACAUUUCUGGUUUAGAAUAAAAAGUAUUGGUUCAUUUAAUUAUUUUUUUUUAAAUGUAUUCAGCCAUAAUAAAUAAUACGCGGUGAAGCUUCGUUCAGAUUGAGCAAAUAUUAAAGGCAUCCCACUGUUUUCAGCAAAUACACAUUGUAAUAUGUACAGUGUAUUACAAAACUAUUCUGCUUACGCAUUUUUAGGAGAAAUUUUUGUUAAAUUGAUAAUAUACAUUAUGUAAAUUGGGAAAACCCCAAAUUUAAUAAUAA